Molecule: messenger RNA, 1627 nt
Organism: Daldinia caldariorum
Lineage: Eukaryota; Fungi; Ascomycota; Sordariomycetes; Xylariales; Hypoxylaceae
Exons: 2
Coding region: 318-1382 (354 amino acids)
Source: RefSeq, a predicted model, not a curated record
AAUGAUCGGUUCAACUGGCAUAGACCAGGAUAACCACAUGGCUCAUGAUAACUCAUAUUCAAACGAGCCAUGGGUUGACAUGAGCGCUUAUACCCAUAUGGCCAUCACAACUUAUCCUGACAACUACUAUAUUCCACCGGCGACUCACGGAUUACCAUCCGAAUCUAUCGGAAUGGCCCCUCCACCUAUGCCGCACCCGAUACAUAGCCAAGCGCACAAUAACUUUGCAAGUCAUCUUCCGCAUCCACUGAUAAUACCAACGCAGCAGCCUUCCCAGGGGUCAACAAAAGAAGGGGGUUGUAGUCAGCGAUACUCAGAUGGAGGAAAAGGCGAGGGUCUUUUGUACCGGCUCGGAUAGCCCCCUCAAAACCAUCACUGCCUCUUGGAUCGAAAAGUUCAAGCAGAAACAUAAUAUUGGCCCGGGAAAGCUGAUCCGCAGAGCCUCCGAGACUGCGAUACCUGACAAUGCUCGGUUGGACACUGGAUCGCCCUUACUAUCUACUACACACACGCCAGGAGGCAUUUCGCCGGCGUCGCCAACGAACCAGAUGGAGUCACCACAGAUCUCCGCGGUGAGCGAGAAAUCCGAAGUGAAGGAAACUAUUUCAAAUGGUUUCAUGGACUUCGAGGCCAACGGAUACAGGCACCCACAUUCCCAGAGCUCGACAUCGCUAUCUAGUGCUGUCACAGACCCGCCGAGCUCAACAUUUUCAGCGGGCGCCUUUAGCCCGACAUCUCAGUUCAAUUUCUCCCCGGACCCAAAUACGGGCAUGUUCAGCGACAGGAACCAGAUGCCUCCAGGAGCAGCGGGUUUCCAGCGCCCGCGAAGUCAGACGGUUCCAGACCUCGGGAACCUCGAGUACAUCAACCAAUCGCAACCUUCCGAGCCCCUGACGCCUAAAUAUAGCCAGGCUGGGACGGCACCCUCAUCCGCGCUCGAGUCGCCAAUCCACGAGAUCCCGGGAGCAGCGACCCCUUUCGGCGGGCUAGACUCGGCUAUCUCUCCACCCACGCAGCUGCACCACGUGAGCAGCAACGGCAGUUUAGCCGGGAGGUCGAGCUGCUCGGGCACAGCCGCGGUUUCCGGGACGUCGAUGGGCUCCUCGCCUAGCUCGCCGACGCAAGAGGACGCCAGACGAGCCGCGGACACGCUCCUCAGCUUCAUGCAGCAGAUCAAGUCGACAGGAUUAAUCGACCAGAACGACUUCUUAAUAGUCCUGGGCCUCACCGAGAAGCUAAGGCUGCAACCGCAGCAGCACGGAGGGCCGCAAGCUAACUCCGCCACCCAGGGUCUCGGUGGCUUGUCGAGGAUACCGGAAGGAGACACCGAGAUGGCGACGAUCACUUCGUCCAUGGUGAAGAACGAGACGAUGAGUGUGUGACUACCCUGGGAACCCGUCAUGCUCGAGGACGUGCCCCUUAGGACUGUGUGUGCUGCAGUAUAACACUAAUUCUCGUGGCCACCCGAUUCGUAUUGCUGCCACCGGGGCCGCAGGGAAUGAAAUCGACAAUCCUAGAAAACCGGAACGACGAACGCCUUAAACCAAUCAUUUAGGAGAGUACUCUGGACUUUAAAGAAUGAUUGACACGCGAUACGACGAAUCGGGAGCUACAAAGUUACUGCACA